AUGGACUCCAUGUCCAUGGCUUCUUCACAUGCCGCUGGUGCAGAUUUGUCUCAUUUCGACUCCGCAUUGUUAGCCCGCCUUUUAGGCCAAAAUUCUCUCCGCGAAGCGGCAGCGGCGGCGACCGUUUCGUCACACUGUUGCCGCGGCGGCGGCAGCGGCAACGACUAUUUUACGGAAAACGUAACUCUGUCAAGUAUUUCUUCCAACAUCGCAAACCCCAUCGCCUCCGGCGUCACGGGUGGUGGCGGCGAAUGCGGCGGCGCAUCCGGCAGUGCAACCACAAACAAAGACGAAAAGGCGGAAUCGUAUCAGUGGAAGAAAUAUGGGCAUAAAUUCCUUCCUUCUCAGAAUGCAAAAAGGUUCUACUACCACUGCGCGGAGCGCGACACCACCGGCUGUCCCGCGAAGCUCAUCAUCGACAAGGUCCCGAAGAAGAAAACCAAGCACGGCCGGCGCGCGGAACUUAAGGACUUGGUGGCGGCGCGGGAAGUUCCAGGAUCCGGUGCGCGGCGGCCGCCGAUUGAUGGAGCCGCCGUCGUUGGGGCGGAUCGCGAGUCCGGCUCGCCGCGAUAUGCGGUCGCUGGUCGAGGGGAGAAAGGGGAAGACGCGGAAGAUUUCGAUUUCGGUUGGGAGGAGAAUCGGGAGAUUCUCGACGCGCUUCCGGUGCUCGAGCGACGCGUGGAUCGCACGCUCACGCCGCGCCGCUUCUGUCCCGCUGCGGAGGUCGGCCUGACGGCGCGACUCGCGUUUUCCCGCGGCGCGCGCGUCUCCUCCACGCGCGGGGACUCUGCGGACGCCGCCGCCCGCGCGUUCGCGGACGCAAGUGCUUUGCGGGCGGCGGCGGAGGGAUUUAACGCCAGUGGCGGCGCGGCGUGCGGGAAGGCGGAGGAGGGAUUUGAGACGCUGUGGUCGUAUGUAGAGGCGAACCUGCGGCAUCGCGUGGCGUCGCAAGCAGCUGCAGCAGCCGCCGCCGCGGCUUCCGCCGCUGCCCCGCUCGCUGUGGCUUCGCAAGUAGCAUCAGCAGCUGCUGCUGCUGCAGCUGCUGCCCCGUUCGGGGUGGCAUCGCAAGUGGUAGCAGAUAGUGCUGCUGGCCCACAUGGGUUGGUGAUGAACGGGUGCAAGAGCUUUCAGCACAGGCAGGCGGUGGCAAGCCUGCUAGGAUUGGCCGCGGCGCAGCAAGAGGAGGCACCGCAACAGGCUGAGGGUGCUGCUCAGGAGUCUAUUGUGUUACAUACUGGCAUGAGCUGUCCUGUUCUGCCGCCACUGUCAAGAUUCGAGGAGAUUCAAGCGCUGUACCUUCAAGGGCUGCUGGGCGGUCAGGGUCUGGUGGCGAGCGGUGGUGAGGGAGUAGGGGGUGAGAUGGAAGGGAGGAGGGUGUGUGGGGAUGAGGGGAAACCAGGAUUGAGAGAGGCAGGAGGAGGAGGAGAAAGUGUGGUGGCAGUGGCACCCUUGGCAGUGGAGAUGGAUUUGAUUGGUCAGCUUGGUGAGGGAACUGCAUUGAGGGGACAGGCAGGCGGCCAUGGUGCUCCUCAGGUGCUUUCAACAGAGCUGUGCCUCUGA
Closterium sp. Yama58-4 is the source of this 1560-nucleotide messenger RNA. NCBI's taxonomy places the organism in Eukaryota, Viridiplantae, Streptophyta, Zygnematophyceae, Desmidiales, Closteriaceae. The record is from the annotation of a GenBank genome assembly.